UAGCCCCAGCCUCCCUCCUUCCCUCUCGUCCUUCUCCUGCCCUCUUCCUCCACGCCUCCCUCGCUGCUUUACUGGGAACAAAAGUGUUUAUUUUGUGGGGGGAAGAGGAGGCUGCAGCCAGGGUAGCAGCCACAGAAACAGGCUGGGGCCAGAGGCAGCACCAACCGCCGCCGCCGGAGACUCCAGCGCUCAGCUGUUCCAGGGAGCAGGGUCUCCGGCUGCUGAGCAGCUGCAGGACAUCCUGGGGGAGGAAGAUGAGGCUCCCAACCCCUCCCUCUUCACAGAGAUGGACACACUACAGCAUGAUGGUGACCAGAUGGAGUGGAAGGAGUCAGCCAGGUGGAUAAAAUUUGAAGAAAAGGUAGAGGAAGGAGGAGAACGCUGGAGCAAGCCCCAUGUGUCCACGCUGUCCCUGCACAGCCUGUUCGAGCUCCGCACCUGCCUGCAGACAGGGACGGUGCUGCUGGAUCUGGACAGCGCCUCCCUGCCGCAGAUCAUAGAUGAUGUCAUUGAGAAGCAGAUAGGGGACGGACUCCUGCGACCAGAGCUCCGGGAAAGGGUCAGCUACGUGCUUCUGAGGAAGCAUCGUCACCAAACCAAGAAGCCCAUCCACCGCUCCCUUGCAGACAUCGGGAAGUCUGUCUCCCCCACGAAUCGCAAUUCCGCCCGGAGUCCCUCAGCAGGCCCAACCCUGCACCGUUCCACCGAGGACCUGAGGAUUCGACAAAGCACCAGUUACGGCCAUCUGUGUCACGCCCAGAGUAGAAGUAUGAAUGACAUCUCACAUACCCCAAACACAGACCAGCGGAAAAACAAAUUCAUGAAGAAGAUCCCCAAGGACUCCGAGGCCUCCAACGUGCUUGUGGGCGAGGUGGACUUCCUGGACCAGCCCUUUAUUGCAUUUAUUCGUCUUACCCAGUCUGCCAUGCUGGGAGGGGUCACAGAGGUGCCUGUCCCCACCAGAUUUCUGUUCAUUCUUCUAGGACCUUCUGGGAGAGCUAAGUCCUAUAAUGAAAUUGGCCGAGCCAUUGCAACCCUCAUGGUGGAUGAUCUCUUCAGCGACGUGGCUUAUAAAGCCCGGAACCGAGAGGAUCUGAUCGCAGGAAUUGAUGAAUUUCUAGAUGAGGUCAUUGUCCUUCCCCCUGGAGAAUGGGACCCAAACAUCAGAAUUGAGCCACCCAAGAAAGUGCCCUCAGCUGACAAGAGGAAAUCUGUCUUCUCUCUAGCAGAGCUGGGCCAGAUGAAUGGCUCUGUGGGCGGAGGCGGUACCUCAUCUGGAGGAUGCGGCGGCGGCGGCGGCGGCGGCGGCGGAGGGGCUGGAGGCAGUGGGGCCGGCGGCGGAGUAGGCAGUGGCGACGAGGCUGAGAUGCCAGCUGUACAUGAAAUCGGGGAGGAGCUGCUCUGGACCGGAAGGUUCUUUGGGGGACUGCGGUUGGAUGUCAAGCGGAAGCUGCCCUGGUUCCCAAGUGACUUCUAUGAUGGCUUCCACAUCCAGUCCAUCUCUGCUGUGCUGUUCAUCUACCUCGGCUGUAUCACCAACGCCAUCACCUUCGGGGGCCUGCUGGGGGAUGCCACAGACAAUUAUCAGGGAGUAAUGGAGAGUUUCCUGGGCACUGCCAUGGCUGGCGCCUUGUUCUGCCUCUUCUCAGGGCAGCCUCUCAUCAUCCUCAGCAGCACGGGGCCCAUCCUCAUCUUUGAGAAGCUCCUCUUUGACUUCAGCAAGGCCAAUGGCCUGGACUACAUGGAGUUCCGCCUCUGGAUUGGCUUUCACUCAGCCAUCCAGUGCCUUAUCCUGGUGGCCACAGACGCCAGCUUUAUCAUCAAGUAUAUCACCCGCUUCACCGAAGAGGGCUUCUCCACCCUCAUCAGUUUCAUCUUCAUCUACGACGCCAUCAAAAAGAUGAUUGGUGCCUUCAGAUACUAUCCCAUUAACACCGACUUCAAGCCUGACGCCAUCACCACCUACAAAUGCGAGUGCGUCGCUCCUGACACAGUAUUGAAUACAACUAUGGUCAAUGCCUCAGCCCAACUGGCAGCAAACACCAACGCAUCUCUGUACACUCCCCUUAACCUCACAGCGCUGGACUGGUCCCUGCUGAGCCGGAAGGAGUGUCUGAGCUACGGUGGGCGCCUGCUUGGGAACUCCUGCCAGUUUGUCCCAGACCUGGCACUUAUGUCCUUCAUCCUUUUCUUUGGGACUUACUCCAUGACCUUGACUCUGAAGAAAUUCAAAUUCAGCCGCUAUUUUCCAACCAAGGUCCGGACCCUGGUGGCUGACUUUUCCAUUGUUUUCUCCAUCUUGCUGUUCUGUGGAAUCGAUGCCUGUUUUGGCCUGCAAACGCCCAAGCUGCAUGUGCCUAAUGUCAUCAAGCCCACACGGCCUGACCGAGGCUGGUUCGUUGCCCCCUUUGGGAAGAACCCUUGGUGGGUAUACCCUGCGAGCAUCCUGCCCGCCCUGUUGGUGACCAUCCUGAUCUUCAUGGACCAGCAGAUCACCGCCGUCAUUGUUAACCGGAAAGAGAACAAGCUGAGGAAGGCUGCUGGCUACCAUCUGGACCUGUUCUGGGUGGGCCUUCUCAUGGCGCUGUGCUCCUUCACGGGGCUCCCCUGGUAUGUGGCUGCCACGGUCAUCUCCAUCGCUCACAUCGACAGCCUCAAGAUGGAGACAGAGACCAGUGCCCCGGGGGAACAGCCUCAGUUCCUGGGGGUCAGGGAGCAGAGAGUGACUGGAGUCAUGGUCUUCAUCCUGACAGGCAUCUCCGUCUUCCUGGCUCCUAUCCUGAAGUACAUCCCCAUGCCAGUGCUCUACGGCGUCUUCCUGUACAUGGGCGUGGCCUCCCUGAAUGGCAUCCAGUUCUGGGAACGCUGUAAGCUCUUCCUCAUGCCAGCCAAGCACCAGCCAGACCACGCCUUCCUGCGCCACGUGCCCCUCCGCCGGAUCCACCUGUUCACCCUGGUGCAGAUCCUCUGCCUGGCACUGCUCUGGACCCUCAAGUCAUCCGUAGCUGCUAUCAUCUUCCCCGUCAUGAUCUUGGGCCUUAUCAUUGUUCGAAGGCUCCUGGACUUGGUUUUCUCUCAGCAUGACCUGGCCUGGAUUGACAAUAUCCUCCCGGAGACAGACAAAAAGAAGAAGAGAAGGAAAGGGGUCCAUGAAAACACUGAUGAGGAAAUGGGGACGCCCCAGUUCCUCCCUCCCUCAGUUAUAACGAUCCCUAUGGAAAGUGUUCCAUCUGACCCACAAAACGGUAUCCACUGCAUUGCCAGAAAAAGAUCUUCCAGUUGGAGUUACUCACUCUGACUCUUCCUUCAGUGGCUCAGAACUGGACCGAAGCAUCACCUUGCACUUCAAAAUCUCUUGCCCGGCGUCACCGGCUUUCAGCUACCCACGGAGUCCAGUCUUCACGGUGCCGCAGGUGAAGAUAGAGAUGGAGUCCAACCUCAACCUCACAGACGAGGACUAUGGGAGAGAGGUGGGGGUGCGUGGGGAGACCACCCUCUAACACAGCGCUGCUCUUCGGGGCUGGGGGCAGGGUGAAGGCUG
Acomys russatus (golden spiny mouse) is the source of this 3541-nucleotide messenger RNA. RefSeq names its product solute carrier family 4 member 5 (gene Slc4a5). Gene Ontology annotation, molecular function: monoatomic anion transmembrane transporter activity; solute:inorganic anion antiporter activity; sodium:bicarbonate symporter activity. Bases 287 to 3298 code for a protein of 1003 amino acids. Gene Ontology annotation, cellular component: plasma membrane. Lineage: Eukaryota; Metazoa; Chordata; Mammalia; Rodentia; Muridae. Gene Ontology annotation, biological process: monoatomic anion transport; renal system process; regulation of intracellular pH. The transcript is spliced from 25 exons. The record is from RefSeq and is a predicted model, not a curated record.